AUAGCUCUAAAGUCAGGGCCUCAGCCUACUGUCUAGACAAGGGAUUACCUUCAAAAAACAAAUCAUCCAUGAACGACCCUCCCAGUAUUGAUGAUUACCAUCAGAAUGAAGCCUCCAAAUUCCAGUCAGCAUUGAAGAUUCAACGACCAGGUUUAUUCCAAAAAAACCAUAGGUUUUUGAAUAAUUUAGCUAGAUACAGAUUACACCAUCGAGGAGGUUUGAAUCGCAGAGUUAGUAGAUUGUUCUAUAGGGGUGAACCUCCACGGACAACACCGCAAGAUUUUGAGCGCGAGCUUUCUGCUCUGGGACUGGGACCGAAAGAGUGGUUCCAACCAAGAAGACACUCACCUGAUGAAAGCUCAAGUGCAGGCUCUAAUGCACCGAUUCUUGUUGGGGAAUCCAGCCAGAAUGUACCGGUCCAGCACUUCGAAAAUAAGCAAAUCAUUGAUCAUGAAAAUCAUCAGAAUUAUCAAUUGGGGAAGUCGCCGCGCUCUCCUGCAAGAAUUGACAAGCUGGAAAGAGAUCCUGAUGAUGAUGAACAUGAAUAUUCAUGGCUGCAUUGA
Puccinia graminis f. sp. tritici CRL 75-36-700-3 is the source of this 563-nucleotide messenger RNA. RefSeq lists its product as uncharacterized. The transcript is spliced from 3 exons. The record is from RefSeq and is a predicted model, not a curated record. NCBI's taxonomy places the organism in Eukaryota, Fungi, Basidiomycota, Pucciniomycetes, Pucciniales, Pucciniaceae. The coding region runs from base 69 to 563 and encodes 164 amino acids.